Brassica rapa (field mustard) is the source of this 1017-nucleotide messenger RNA. Its product is annotated as nucleolar GTP-binding protein 1. The record is from RefSeq and is a predicted model, not a curated record. Lineage: Eukaryota; Viridiplantae; Streptophyta; Magnoliopsida; Brassicales; Brassicaceae.
AUGAAAAGCCUGUCUGAAGAAGAUCUGAAGCUGAUUGAAGAGAUGAAGACUGAAGAGGCGGUGGUUUUGAAUAUGAGUACUCUGACGGAAGAAGGCGUGAUGGCUGUGAAGAAUGCCGCUUGUGAGAGGCUGUUGGAUCAAAGGGUGGAGGAGAAGAUGAAAUCUAGACGCAUCGGUGACCACUUGAACAGGUUCCACGUGGCAAUGCCGAAGCUUCGUGAUGACAAAGAGAGGCUCCCUUGUACACCUCAGGUAGUCAUGGAAGCUGGUGAGAGUCAAAAGACUGAGAAAGAUUUGGAAGAUGAGAAUGGUGGAGCUGGAGUUUAUAAUGCUAGUCUGAAGAAGAAGUACAUCUUGGCUGAUGAAAGUUGGAAGGAUGACAUCAUACCUGAGAUUUGUGAUGGUCAUAACGUUGCUGACUUUAUGGAUCCAGACAUUUUGAAUAGGCUUGAGGAGUUGACAAGUGAAGAAGACCACCGUAGGAAAGCUGAGAAAGAAGAAGAUGAUUUUGAGAUUGAAGACGAGAAACUUACGGAGGAGCAGAAGAAACAGCUGGCUGAUAUUCUUAAGAAGAAAGCUUUGCUGAUUCAAGAGCAUAGACUCAAGAAGAGCAAUGCACAGAACAGAGCAGCUGUUCCAAGAAAGUUUAACAAGGACAAGAAGUUUACAAGGGAGAGAUUGGGUAGAGACUUAUUAUCCCUUGGUCUUGACCCUGCUUCUGCUAUGAACCGUGCAAGAAGCAAAUCUAGAGGCAGAAAGAGGGAGAGAUGUGAUGAUGUGAACGAUGAGCAACAAAGUAAUAAGAAGCUGUGUUUAUCAAGAUCGAGAUCAGUGUUAGCUGGUGAAGGCUUCAAAGAUUCGUCACAGAAGAUAAAGGCUAUUAAGAUUGGAAACAAGUCUCACAGAAAGAGGAACAAAGAUGCACGUCGUGGAGAAGCUGACAGAGUUAUACCAACACUUAAACCGAAACACUUGUUUUCAGGUAAAAGAGGGAAAGGAAAAACUCAAAGGCGUUGA